Molecule: messenger RNA, 4453 nt
Organism: Parus major (Great Tit)
Lineage: Eukaryota; Metazoa; Chordata; Aves; Passeriformes; Paridae
Exons: 9
Coding region: 16-1839 (607 amino acids)
Biological process (GO): NADPH regeneration
Cellular component (GO): cytoplasm
Molecular function (GO): oxidoreductase activity; nucleotide binding
Source: RefSeq, a predicted model, not a curated record
CCUCCCACGGUACCUAUGGCCAUGUUGUGGUCAUCCUUGGCUUUCCGCAGCUCCUGCUGGAGUUGUUCCAUGAUUUCGGUGGGCGCCGGUCCCUGCGAGCCGCCACAGGCUUCCAUCGCCCGGGGCUGGGGCCGGGCCGGGGCCUCUCCCGGCGCCGCGGGGCUCGGAGCGGGGCCGCUGCCGGGCAACGGCGUGAGGCGGGCGGGCCUUCCGCUUCCGAGUCAGCGGGGCCGGGCCAUGGGGCGGAGGAGGAAGACGCUGCACGACUACGCGGCCGAGUUCUCGGAGCUGUCGGUGCGGCGGGAGCCGGCGGGGCCGAGCGCGCCGGGCCCGGCCGUUGCCGUGGAGACGCUGUUCUGCACCCCGUGCCAGCUGCCCCUCAGGGUGCGCCGCGACCGCAUCCUGGAGCACCUCAGCUCGGGCCGCCACUGCCGCAACAGCCGCCUGCUCCGGCAGCUCGGCCUGCGCGCCCCGGGGCUCCGCUCUGCAGGUCCUGACUCCAACCUGAGCCUGCCCCUGCCACUCGGCGUGCCCUCCUUGCUCUCCCAUCCCUCCUUCCUCAUCACCACUGGAUCCAGCACCAGCUACAGCAUGGUCCCAUCCCCGCCCUCCUACCACAAACUGCUGAUUCCCCACCGCCCCAUUCCCACCACACACAGGGACGACCCAACGCCCUCCACCUCUCGCAGCCACCCCUCACCGCUGGCCACCUUCCACACCAGGAUUGAACCUCUUGGCCAAAGUGGGCCCACACCUGAUGCCUCCAACAGCCCGAUGCCCCCCUCGUGUCAUGGUAGCAGUGGCCUCGUGCUCUUUGGUGCGGGGCUCGUGAGCAAAGCCUUGUUGCAAAGCUUGCUGGAGGAGACGGGCUGCUGCCUGCUGUACGUGGUGGAGGAUUGGCCAGAGGAGGUGGAACGUGCCUUCGGCACCGAGGUCCCGGCCAGCACCAGGGUGCUGCGGCAGCAGGACACCGCCGUCGCUCUCGGUGAUCCGCGAGUCUCUGGAGUCAUUAUUUGUUCCCCACCUUAUGAAGCCCCUGAGAUGAUAAGAGAUGCCUUACGAGCAGGUAAAGGUGUGUUCUGCGAGGGGCUGCCCAGCUUGGACAGACAGACAGCAGAAGCCUGUUUUGAUGAGGCCAGCAGGUGUGGGAGGCCACUUGUGUGUGGGUUCUACAAGCGCUUUGACCCAGCCCUGCAGUUCUUGUACAAGAAGGUGCGGGACAGCCAGGUGCUGGGCAGGAUCCACCGGAUAUCCACCAUCAGCAGCCUCUAUCCAGCAGCCUCUCUGAGCCUGCUGAAAGCCUCAGGUGGCAUUUUUUAUAACGCUGCUGUGCAUGACAUAGAUCUUAUCAGUUUGUUGUUGGGAGAGAGUGUGCCAGAUACAGUAUUUUCCCUGGGCCAUGCCUUCUGUGCAGACAUGGGCUGCCUGAGGGAUGUGGACACGGUUGCCAUUAGCAUGAAGUUCCCCAGUGGGGCCAUUGUCACUCUGGAUGUCAGCCAGCACUGCACCAGGAGCUGUGACCAGCGGAUGGAGGUUCAUGGGUCUCAAGGGACAUUAAGGGUGGACAACCAGAACCCCCUGGGCAUCACAGAGCAUGGGACUUCUGUGUCCAUCUGUCCCCAAACCCAAGCUGAGCGCUACAGAGAUGCAUACAGGGAGCUCUUCCGGCACUUUCUGAGAACCCUGAAAGGCCAGGAGCUCCCCAUGGUCACCAAGGAGCAGUUCCUCUGGACGAUCCAGGUCACUGCAGCAGCUGAGCAGUCCUGGAGGAACAGAUCUGCUGUGGAUUUGCACAGCAGUGCCACGGAUCUGGCUGGAGUCAAGGCUGAGCUCGUGUGACAGCCUUGGAUCAUGGGGAGGAUUUCUCACCCAGUGCCUCAACAGAAGCCUGGAUGGCAGUUUUGAUGUUCCCACUGGGAAUGUCCAGCAGACAGAGGCACUUCUGAACCAGGAGCACUUGGUGCUGGGGCAGUGCAGGGUUCCUACCACAUCAGCCAGAGCCUGCAAGAAAUUCUGUGUGGUUUCAUCCAGGUGGCUUUUCCUCCUAGAGAGUGCUGCUGGCUGUGGAGCUCUGCUUUCCUGGGAGAAGAGUGAUGUUCCUUGGGCUAGGCAAGGUGGUGUAGGACCACCAAUAGCUGGGAUGAGGGAGAAGUCUCCCUUUGGAGAGGGAACAGCCACUGCCUGCCUGGAGAAGUCACAAGCAGGCGCCUUCCCAGCAGUGUGACAAGUGAGGUGAUGUAAUGCUCAAAAAACCACAAGAGCAUCUGGUCUGUGAAUAUGGAUAUAUGGAAGAAAUUCUUCCCUUGGAGGGUGGUGAGGGGCCGGAGUGGAUUUCUCUGAGAAACUGUGGCUGCCCCAUUCCUGGAAGUGUUCAAGGCCACUUUGGACAGGGCUUGGAGCAAGCUGGGAUAGUGGAAGGUGUCCCUGCCCAUGGCAGGGGGUGAGAUGGGACGAGCUUUAAGGUUCCUUCCAAACAAACCAAUCGGGAUUCCACGGUCCUGUUUAGGACACAGGCCCCAGCAGAAGGCAGAGCCACAGGCCAGUCAGUGUUUCUGCCAGGAGCUUUGGACCUUUGUCAUGUGUGGAGCUCUCUGCAGGUGUGUGGCUCUGUUUCUGUAUGCCUGCCACAUGCCAGUUUUCAAGAUCUUUCAAAACCUUUUUUUUUUGUAUUUUUACUGAAUUACAACAACAUUCUUGAUGUCUUCCAUUUCAAGGCAUUAGUUUAUAAACUUCUUGCAAGGACCUUUAGUUCAAUCAAUUUCCAGUUGCUACCUAUGGAAUAUAUACUCCUAAAACUAGAAAUAAUGGUGAAUUUGUGUUCUCUUUGGGAAACUGUUUUUAACAGCGUAAUUUUUCAAGCUCAGAAAAACUGUGUCUUAAUGCAUUCUCCAUUUAAUUCACUAUUUUUUAGCCAUUUCUUGAAAAAAAAAAAAAAGUUUUAUGUAUCUGGAAGCUGCUUUUUGCCUCUCUGUACUCACUGUAGAAGUUUAGUACUCAAUGGUGGGUUUCUUUUUCAUUUCAGUAGCUUCAGGUCCUUUGAGGCCCUACAGGUGAAGGUUUACUCUGGGUGAGGAAGGCACUUUCUGUCCAGUUUUAAUUUACAGAUGCAGCAAUUGCCACAUGUGCUUUUAUUGUGUUAAAAACAAACAAACAAACAAAAAAACCCCAAAACAAAACAGAAGAGAAACCACAGCUAUAAAAAUAACACAAUUUCCAAAGAUAACAUUACAAAAAAUACAAUUUCUACCACAGAGUGAUCCAUUAAUACUGCUGGGAACAGCCCCAGGAAUGCUGGAAAUGUGAGUGGUUGUUGCAAAAGCUUUAAAGCAUUAAAGUGCUUUACUGAGCCAUUUCUUGGGGACACAGAUUCACUGUCAGCCAUGCCAGGGGACUUCCCAGUCCCUGUGGUGUGAGGGGUGGGAUGGCCUCAGGGAUUGUGACUGCACCUGCAGCUCACCAGCACCCGAGGGAGAGGAGGGACAGGAGGUCACCUCUGUGUGCUGAAGGCUUGGAGCUGCUGUGGGACACCCAGAGAGGGCCUUGGAGGAGGGUCCCAGGCCCAGGGCUGUGAGUGCAGCACAUCCAGCGGUCACACUUCUGUCACCCUUGGAGAGGGAACAGCCACUGCCUGCCUGGAAGAGAAGUCACAUCUCGGGUGAGCCCUAGUGGGACUUGAGCUCUUCUGCUCUUGCUUAGAGGGUCCAGGGCUUUGGGAAGGGCACCCAGCCCCCUCCCCAGCCUGGGGGUGAUGGGAAGCGGGUGCAGGGCUGUCUUUGGAGGCCUCCAGAGGGAGAGUGCAGCAGUGGGAAUGUGCUGGAUGGCAUCAUCUGUGCAGGUUUCCUCAGGUUGCCUAAAAUCUCAAGUGACUCAAGGCUGAGGGGGGAGAUGCAGCAGCUCCCUGCCCUCCCUCCCACAGCAACAGCUCCUGUGACUUCCAGUGCCUUUCCAAGACCUGGUGUGGGACACUGCCUUCCCAAAUGUGUAGGGAAUAAACAUUCAGGGAGGGAGCACAUCUAUGAGUGUCCUUGCUUUCUGUGAAGGCUUUUUUCCCUGUCUGAAUCAACAGAGAAAUUACAGCUGGGAGAAAUGACCAGGAACAGAAGAGAAUUGGGCAGCCAGUCCAUGCUGUCCUCCUGAAAGAUGGAAUUUACACCAUGGCAUUCCAGCUUGUCAGGUCUGACCUGUCAACAAAACUCCCCAAGGGAGCAAGGAGGGAUUAUUCAGACCUCUGACUUCUCAGGACAAUCACUGGCUUUCUCCCUCCACAACUGCAUGCAAGAGAUUCAGAGGAGGAAAAAAAAAUGAGUUUUGAAUAGAUAAGACUGGAGACAGGCUUCUCUGCAUGUUUACAUGCUACAACAUGAAAUUAAUUUAGUUGACACUGCAGUAUCUCAGGAGUCAGUAUCAAUUUUUAUAGCUUACAUGAAAAUAAAUCUUUUUCCUUACAGCACAA